AUGCCCCAUUUUCCCCCAACGCUCCGCUUCUUCCCCCUCCCACCCCCCUCUCCCUUUUCUUCCUUCCCUCCAUUCCAGCACACGGCAUUUGAAGCGCCUGAGAGGGACCGGCUGGGGCUGAGGGGGCUGCUGCCGCCGUUGCUUCUACUCCCCAAUCCCCCUCAACGCUCCCAUUCACCCUCCCACCCCCUCUCCCCUUUGCGUCUUCCUUUACCCCACACCAGCACACGGCCGCCUGAGAGGGACCGGCUGGGACUGAGGGGGCUGCUGCCGCCAGGGUACCAGACGAUGGACGACCAGGUGGCUCAAUUCAUGGCGGAGUACAGGAAGAUGGACCAGAAGCCCCUUAUGCCAGACGACCCGGUUGACCUGCAGAAGUGGCGCAUUCUCAACCGCCUCCACGACCGCAACGAGACGCUGUACUACCGGGUUCUGAUCGACCACAUUCAGGAGAUGAGUCGCAUUCUCUACGUCCCCACGGUCGGCACCGUGUGUCAGAAGUACAGCAGCCUGUUCCGGCGGCCCCGAGGCAUGUAUUUCAGUGCAGCUGACAGGGGCGAGAUGGCGAGUAUGGUGCACAACUGGCCCGCAGACAAGGUGGAUGUGAUAGUCAUGACGGAUGGCAGCAAGGUGCUGGGACUGGGAGACCUGGGAGUGCAAGCCAUAGCCAUUCCGGUGGGAAAGCUCGACAUGUAUGUCGCUGCUGCGGGCAUUCCUCCCAACAGGGUACUUCCAGUGAUGUUUGAUGUUGGCACCAACAACGAGGCUCUCAUCAAGAAUCCCCUCUACCUGGGGUUGCGGCACCCUCGCCUGGACGGAGAGCACUACCUGUCCCUCAUGGACGAGUUCAUGGAAGCAGUGUUCUCACGCUGGCCCAACGUCAUCGUGCAGUUUGAGGACUUUGAAAUGAGGUGGGCCAACACCCUCAUGGAUCGCUACAAGUCGCAGUAUCGCAUCUUCAAUGAUGAUAUCGAGGGCACAGGCGGAGUGGCAGUGGCUGGCAUUCUCAACGUGCUGAGAGCGCAGCACCUCCCCCCUAAAGCUCUUGCCGACACCAGAGUGGUGGUUGCUGGCACUGGCAGGGAAGCGGAGGGUGUGCUGACAGCAGUGCGGAGGGCAAUGGUGGCGCAGAUCGGGCAGGGUAAAGCUGCAAUGGAUCGGGCAGCUGAAAACUUCUGGCUCGUGGAUGACCAGGGCCUGAUGACAGACGCCAGGGUGAGCUGCUCCCCUGAGUUGGAAGACUUCUUGAGGCGGUCGGAUGAAGACGAGAGGCUCAAGGAGGGCACGAGUCUCGCGCACGUGGUGAAGCGGGUGAAGCCGCACGUGCUGGUGGGGCUGACCGGGUCGGGGCAUCUGUUUGACGACGACGUUCUAAAGGCCAUGAAGAAUUCUGAUGUGUCUCGGCCUGCCGUUUUUGCCCUGUCGCAGCCUGUGAAACAAGCGGAGUGCACAGCUCAAGAUGCCUUCAAGCUGCUGGGUCCCAACGCUCUCUUCGCCAGUGGCUGCACCUUCCCUGACGUUCGAUUCCCGAAUGGCAAUGUGGGGCACACAAGCCAGGCCAACAACGUGUUUCUGUCUCCAGGCAUUGUGUCGGGGUCCCUUCUCUCAGGUGCUCGCAUGAUUUCAGACGGCAUGCUGCAGGCUGCAGCGCACCAGCUAGCAGAGUACAUGACAGAUGACCAGGUGCACAGGGGCAUGCUGUACCCGUGCAUGAGCCACAUCCGUGACAUCACGUCCCAUGUGGCGGUGGCCGUGGCAAGGCGGGCGGCAGAGGAGGAUCUAGCGGACGGCAUUUCCAACUUGCAUGCCGACCAACUGCUUUCCAUGUCCAAGGCACAGCUGCAAAAGGAAGUGGAGAAGCGAAUGUGGGUGCCUAGUUACUCCCCUCUAAUAUUUGGAGGGGAUGCAUAA
Closterium sp. Naga37s-1 is the source of this 1911-nucleotide messenger RNA. The record is from the annotation of a GenBank genome assembly. Lineage: Eukaryota; Viridiplantae; Streptophyta; Zygnematophyceae; Desmidiales; Closteriaceae.